Messenger RNA from Fusarium mangiferae, 1185 nucleotides. RefSeq lists its product as uncharacterized. The transcript has a single exon. Gene Ontology annotation, cellular component: extracellular region; fungal-type cell wall; cell surface. Lineage: Eukaryota; Fungi; Ascomycota; Sordariomycetes; Hypocreales; Nectriaceae. Gene Ontology annotation, biological process: cell wall organization; carbohydrate metabolic process. The record is from RefSeq and is a predicted model, not a curated record. The coding region runs from base 1 to 1185 and encodes 394 amino acids. Gene Ontology annotation, molecular function: 1,3-beta-glucanosyltransferase activity; glucan endo-1,3-beta-D-glucosidase activity.
AUGGCCCUCGCAGGCUCGGCCAGCGCUGCAUUUCAAGGUUUCAACUACGGCUCGACGUUCACAGACGGAACAGUGAAGGCUCAGUCCGACUUUGAGAACGAGUUCAAGACCGCCGCUGGUCUCGAGGGCACCGGUGGCGCCUUCACCAGUGCUCGCCUCUACACCAUGAUCCAGGGUGGCUCAACCAACCAACCCAUCUCUGCUAUUCCCGCUGCCAUCAAGACCAAGACCAGUCUGCUAUUUGGUCUCUGGGCCUCUGGUGACGGCUUUGCCAACGAGAUCGCCGCUCUUAAGAACACUGUCGACCAAUACUGUGGACAGCUUGACGACCUUGUCGCUGGUAUUUCUGUUGGCAGUGAGGAUCUCUACCGUAUUUCUCCUACUGGUAUCAAGGCCAAUGAGAACCCGGGUACCAACCCUGACAACCUCGUCGACUAUAUCAAGCAAACUCGUGCUGCUAUCAAAGGCACUUGCCUUGAGUCUGUCCCUAUCGGUCAUGUCGAUACAUGGACCGCAUACGCCAAUGCUUCCAACAAUGCCGUCAUUGAGGCCUGUGACUGGCUUGGCAUGGACGCUUAUCCUUACUUCGAAGAUACCAAGAACAACCCCAUCUCAGAGGGUGCAAACCUCUUCAAGGCUGCCUGGAAUGAAGUCAAGGCUGUUGCUAAGGGAAAGGAGAUCUGGGUCACUGAGACCGGAUGGCCCGUCAGCGGCAAGACAUAUGGCAAGGCUGUUCCCUCUACCAAGAAUGCUCGCACGUUCUACGAGGAUGUCGGUUGUCCUAUGUUUGGAGAUAUCAAUGUCUGGUGGUACACACUCCAGGAUUCUGCUCCCCAGACUCCCAACCCCAGCUUUGGCGUCAUUGGCUCCGAGUUGACCGAGAAGCCCCUUUACGACCUCAGCUGUGAUGAGAAGAGCAAGAAGGGAACUCUGGUCAGCCGCAGUAAUGAUGCGUCCGGCAACGUUGAGCACCGCUUCGUCAGCCCUUCUUUCGCAACUGGUAACUAUACCAACGGAACUGUGCCUGUCGUGUCUGGCACUGCCACUUCUCUUGUGCCCACUCCCUCUUCUACCUCCGGCAACGGUGGUUCCGCCACAACCCCUCUGCCUGGCAGCGGCGCUCAGCAGCUCAACUCAAUGGGUGCUGCUGCUGUAGCAUUCAUUCUUGCCGCUGCUCUGUUGUAA